Messenger RNA from Danaus chrysippus (African queen), 1977 nucleotides. Lineage: Eukaryota; Metazoa; Arthropoda; Insecta; Lepidoptera; Nymphalidae. The record is from the annotation of a GenBank genome assembly.
AUGUAUCAUAUUUUCCGAAUAAAUAAGUUACGUAGAUAUAAGAAAUUAAUAUAUUUAAUAAGUGAUGUCAAAGAAAUACAUAAUAUAGGUUUAAAUGAUAUUCCUAAAGUUGAAGUAGCCGAUAUUCGAAAGUUAUUAAGGCAAAAAGGAUUUGCAGUUCAGGAUGGAUUUACUUCGAUUACUACCAAAUGUAUAAUAUGUUCACAAGAAAAAAUUGAGUCUAAGAAAAAUGAAUCCAAGCUCUACGUCAAUAAAACAACAGGUUACUUUUUAUGUCCAAAAUGCAAUAAUCACGGUCAUUGGAGCCUUCUGGAGCGCCUCGUAAAAAAGUCAAAAAUUGAAGGGUCUGUAAAAGAUCACAUAGAAACUACGCAACAGAAACUGGAGGCUUUUAAUAAAGACUGGCAAACUAUUUGCAAUGAAACUACCUCAUUAAUAGAUUUAAAUGAAGCAGAUACAAUAAAUUUAUUCCGUUUAUUUGAAUUUCCUCACCAUCCAGAUGCCACAAAAGUAUUAUCUGAUGUAAGAGUGACUUCGGAUCACACAAUAUUAUAUUUCCCAUUAAAAAACUCACUUGAAAAUAUUGUCGGCUAUCGGAAAAUACAGGCUGGGAGGGAAGAUGAGAUUGAAAAUGUAGGUUUACAUAUGGCUGGUCUAUUUCAUUGUAGAGCACCGAAACUAACUCGGACAGAUCAGGCAAUACUUGUACCGACUGUACAAGAUGUUUUACAUUUGUCUGCAAGUAAAGUACCAGGUACCCUAAUCUGGCUCACUAACUGUAGCUUGCCGCCAGUAUUACUGCCUUGUCUUGAACAUUAUCAAAAGCUAUGUCUGUGGGGUGAUUGGGAGAACAUGAGAUCGGUUGCUGAAAAGCUCGGAGAGGAAAGGUGUCGUUUUGUAAGACCAACAGAUGGUUUAGUAACGGCAACUGAAGCAGCUAAAGCAAAUUUAUCUUUAAAGACAUUAGUAUCAGAAGCUAAGCCAGCGACACAUAGAUCCAUCACCACCUUUGCUUCUCUUAGAGAUGAUGUGUAUGCAGAGCUUACCAACAUUGAAAAGGUUCGUGGUGUUAAAUGGCGUCGAUUCCCCGCUUUAACUAAGUUGUUAGGUGGUCAUCGUCGUGGGGAGUUGACCGUCUUAACUGGACCCACCGGCUGUGGAAAGACCACACUUUGUGCUGAAAUGUCCCUCGAUCUGGCAUUACAGGGGGUGACAACCCUAUGGGGUAGUUUCGAGAUCCGCAACUCUCGUCUCGCCCGCACAAUGCUCCAACAGUUCGCUGGACUACCUCUAGAACAGAACCUCCAGGACUUCCCGAAGUUUGCGGAUGAUUUCCAGAAACUUCCGAUUUUCUAUCUCGCGUUCCACGGACAACAGUCCAUUAAAGUUGUGAUGGAAGCGGUGGAGCACGCUCGUUAUAUGCACGACAUAUGUCACGUGGUGAUCGACAACGUACAGUUCAUGUUGGGGCUCGGAGACGAGGAUCGUUACUUGAGACAAGACGCCGUCAUCGCUGCCUUCAGAACUUUCGCCACUGCAAGGCACUGCCACGUCACACUGGUGAUGCAUCCGAGGAAGGAAAGAGAUUCAGAAGAUCUAUCAACGAGCUCAAUAUUUGGCAGUGCCAAAGCAUCCCAGGAGGCUGAUAAUGUUUUAAUAAUACAGGAUAAAAGAUUGACGGCGGUACGUGGGAAGAAAUAUCUGCAAGUGGCAAAAAAUCGAUACAGCGGUGACCUUGGGAUCGUUCCACUCGACUUUGAUAAGGACGCGCUCAGUUAUCAAGCUAAGAAAAAGUCGAAGAAAGACGACACAGAAAAAUUACUAGACCAGUGUAUAGAGGAAUUCACAUUGGAUAAAACAGAAAUGAAAUUGAGGAAUAAUGCAAAUAAAUCAAAUAAAAACCAAAAAAACAAAGGCCAAGAUAAGGACGCUGAUAGCUUUUUAAGUGAUAUACUUAACUUGAACAGAACUAGGUGA